Trichechus manatus latirostris (Florida manatee) is the source of this 5673-nucleotide messenger RNA. RefSeq names its product F-box protein 30 (gene FBXO30). The transcript is spliced from 3 exons. NCBI's taxonomy places the organism in Eukaryota, Metazoa, Chordata, Mammalia, Sirenia, Trichechidae. The record is from RefSeq and is a predicted model, not a curated record. Gene Ontology annotation, molecular function: protein binding; ubiquitin protein ligase activity; zinc ion binding. Bases 1384 to 3618 code for a protein of 744 amino acids.
UGAAAAUCAGCUAGUGAAAACCCUCUGGAGCACAGUGGUCGAAUCCUGUUAUGCAUGGGAUCACCAUGAGUCGGGGCCAACUCCUAUGGCCGCUGACAACAUUUGCAUUAGAUAGUUCCCCAUAUGAUUGCUUUUGAUUAGCUUUAUAAGUUUAAAUGAUCUGAUGUUAAAAAUAAUUAUAUAUAUACAAGUAUAUAGUUUAUAUAUGUAAAUAUGGCUGUUGUGUAAAGCGAAGUACAUCUGUUUUACAAAGACUACAUGUUUGCAUCCUGUUGGGCACACACAUGAUUAUUAUCAACCUUUGUAGAGUUCUGGAUUGUUUUCAGAGUAGAAUAAUUGCCUCAAGGUCACAAAGCCGAGAUUCCUUGGAAGCCCAUUCCCCCAUGUCAUGCUGCCUGUUUUAAUAUGCUGAGUUCCACCAUUUGGGUGAACUAUUUUUAUUUAUCAACUCAAAUAGGUUCUAGUCUGAAUAUCUCAUGUUCACCAGUAUUAUUUCAAUUUCUGAUGUAAAUUCCUAAUACUUUCAUUGUUUAUUCAGUGGAGACAUUGCAAGUAGUUGAAACUUUCACUUUGGAAUAAGCUACUCAAUCAUAUUUAGAAAUGGAAGAUGUAUGUUUUGAUUAUAUCUGGAGUGGUUAAAAACUUGAAAAUUUUUCUAUAUAACUAGGUCAUUCAUUCUAUAAAUUAAAAAGUCAGCACCAAAGUGUAAUAAAAAGACAACACACAUAUAUAACCCAUUUAGUCAUUUUGGACUCCAUCACAGUAGGGCAUGUGCUUUAAGUUGGGCAUUUAAAUUAAUAGUGGAUUUUCAAUCUUGUCUAGCCAGCCUCUUUUUUUUUUUAAAAAAAAAAAAAAACAAGUGAGAUAAGAUGUCCAACCGAGAUUACAGAUUAUUAUGGUCUUUAAAACUGAGUACACCUGAUCAGCAAAUCAGUCAGCAAGUGUUUGUAUUUAGUAUGCACUAGUACCUCCGACUAUAUGAAGAAGAAGAAGGACGAGCCUUGCCCUUGAGGAGCUUAUAACUUUUUGCUAAAUUUGAAAUUUCCACUGUAGUCUCUGUACUAAUGGUUAACUGAUUGAACAAAUCUGUCCAUAGUUCCGUAAUCAGGCUUGCAAUGUAGCAACAUUUUACUGUAUUUAAAUAGAAUUCUGUUUCAUCUAAUACCAUAUUAAUGGUAAUACUAAGCAGUAGGCUGAUGCCACUUCCUAUUUCGAGCUUUUUUCCCUCACCCUGUUCCCUGUUCAGGCAUCUGCAGUUGUGCAGACACCUUGCCUUUCUUCUUGAACCGAUGUCCCUAUAUUCAGCUUUUCUCAGUAACCAGCCCAUAGGAUUGAUGAAGGAGUUAAAAUAGUGGAACAACAUAAAGAGCUGGACUGGCCAUUAUGGAGGAGGAGCUGCAUCAUUCACACUGCGUGAACUGUGUCAGCAGACGGUGCAUGACCCGACCAGAGCCUGGGAUUUCCUGUGACUUGAUUGGUUGCCCAUUGGUUUGUGGAGCAGUUUUCCAUUCUUGUAAAGCUGAUGAACAUCGACUUUUAUGUCCAUUUGAACGAGUGCCUUGUUUAAAUAGUGACUUUGGAUGUCCGUUUACAAUGGCCCGAAAUAAAGUUGCUGAACAUCUAGAAACAUGUCCUGCAAGCGUGGUGUGCUGUACUAUGGAGUGGAACCGAUGGCCAGUUAGUUAUGCAGACCGGAAAUCAUAUGAAAAUCUAAGCAGAGAUGUUGAUGAAGUGGCACAAUUAGAUAUGGCCUUGGCCCUUCAAGACCAAAGGAUGCUGUUAGAAUCUCUCAAAGUAGCCACCAUGAUGUCAAAAACAACUGAUAAAGUAUCAGAAGCUAGAGAACAAAUUUCAGUGAAAUCAAGUGUCCCAGAAGUACCACAUACUAAUGGCUUGGUGUCUGUUCAUGAAGAAUCUUAUGGUGCACUUUAUCAGGCUACUGUAGAAACAACCAGAAGUUUGGCUGCUGCUUUAGAUAUCCUAAAUACUGCCACAAGAGACAUUGGCAUGUUAAGUACAAGUCUUUGUGUAUCCCAAAAUGAAAUAGAUGAAGAGCAAAAUACCAGAGAAGGCUUACAGGAUAGAAACUUAAAAGACCAGGAUCCUCUUUAUGAUUAUGAGAUAGGAGUAGUAGGUGGAAUUGACCACAACGAUACAAAUCAGAAUGCCCAGCCUGAACAAAAUGGUUCAAGUGAUGUAUUAUGUGACUUGGAUACACGUUCUCAUGGCACUUCUGCUCUUUGUAAUGGCUUUCCUUUGGAAAAUAUAUGUACACAGGUACAGAAUCAGAAUUUACAUGGUGAUUCAAAGCAAACUAACUUAACAAAUGGAGAAUGUGUGGCAUCAGAUGACGCUUCAGAACCUUCCAGUUCGCUUUCAGUAGCAGCACAACUUAGGGAAGUAAUACCGUCCAAUCCUUUGCCUAAUGGCACAGUGCAGCAUAUCCUUAUGCCCAAUGAUGAAGAUGAAGGAGAAUUGUGUCAGAGAAAAGUAGACUUAGGGGACUUGAGAGAUAUGAAUGUCUUGCCUUUUGGUAUUCAUUCAUUCAAAUUUCUGUCUAAUUCAUGUUGGUCCAAACCGAAGGAAGAUAAAGCAGUGGAUACAUCAGAUUUGGAAGUUGCAGAAGAUCCCAUGGGCCUCCAAGGAAUAGAUCUAAUCACAGCAGCAUUACUGUUUUGUCUAGGAGAUUCUCCAGGUGGGAGGGGUAUAUCUGAUAGUCGCAUGGUUGAUGUUUAUCACAUUGACUUUGGGACUCAGACUUUUUCACUUCCAUCUGCAAUAUUAGCUACAAAUACAAUGGUUGGGGAAAUAGCUUCAGCUUCAGCUUGUGAUCAUGCCAACCCACAGCUUUCAAAUCCAAGUCCGUUUCAGACACUUGGGCUGGAUUUAGUUUUGGAAUGUGUUGCUAGGUACCAACCCAAGCAGCGUUCAAUGUUUACAUUUGUUUGUGGACAGUUAUUUAGAAGAAAAGAAUUUUCUUCACAUUUUAAGAAUGUACACGGUGACAUUCAUGCUGGACUCAAUGGCUGGAUGGAACAGAGGUGUCCUUUAGCUUAUUAUGGUUGUACCUAUUCUCAGCGUAGAUUUUGUCCAUCAACACAAGGAGCAAAGAUUAUACAUGACCGCCAUUUGAGGUCAUUUGGAAUUCAGCCAUGCAUAUCUACAGUAUUAGUAGAACCUGCUAGACACUGUGUGUUGGGAUUACAUAGUGACCAUCUGAGUAGUCUUCCUUUUGAGGUCCUGCAGCAUAUUGCAGGCUUUCUUGAUGGCUUCAGUUUAUGCCAGCUCUCCUGUGUGUCCAGGUUAAUGAGGGAUGUGUGUGGCAGUCUGCUUCAGUCUCGUGGAAUGGUCAUACUGCAGUGGGGGAAAAGGAAGUAUCCAGAUGGAAAGUCAUCAUGGCAGAUAAAAGAAAAGGUAUGGCGAUUCAGUACUGCAUUUUGUUCUGUUAAUGAAUGGAAGUUUGCUGACAUCCUAAGCAUGGCUGACCACUUGAAGAGAUGCAGUUACAAUAUUGUAGAGAAGCGGGAGGAAGCAAUCCCACUGCCUUGUAUGUGUGUGACACGGGAACUCACUAAGGAAGGACGUUCACUACGCUCAGUUUUGAAACCUGUACUUUAGAAACUGUAACUCCACCUCCACAGACAUGCAAACAUCUAGUAUAAUUUCUUUGUAAUAUGUGACACUUUAUUAAUGUAUUAAAGGCUACAACUAGCUAAAACUAUUGUCAUGGUGUACAUAAUGUUUUGAAGUGACAUAUAUUUUUGUAAAAUAAGUAGUUUAGUUGGGAAAAAGUUGCCUUAAUGUUUGAAAUGUGUGAAAUUUUUGGAACUUGCUGGACAGGGUGAUUUAAUUUUUAGCUAUAUAAUUUUUGGAGUUAAUAUUUUUCAUGGUGUGCAUAUUUUGGUUCUUAAAUUUUUGGCUUCUUUAACUAACAGGAUCCUGACCAAACAUUUUAUUCCUUAUGUUUUCUGUAGGUUGUAACCCAUGCAUUAAAAAAGUGAACCUUUGAUAUAAAUUUUCACAGCAUAGGUUUUUAAGAUAAAAAAAAUUUAAAUGCUUUAAGCACUCCUAUAAGAUCACUAUAAAGGUUUUAUUUCCAGUGCUCCCCUUAUGCAGUUGUUGGUACGUAGAUGAUCUCUAGUAUAUAUUUAAAUAAUAUUUAAAAUCAUGACUAAUAUUUGGUAAUGCCAUUUAUCAUGUUUUAAAAAUAAUCCACAAGGAUGUAUUCAUCUUAUGUGUUAAUAAUUCUCAUACCAAGAGUGCCCAUAUGCAGCUUUCUUUUUUGUUAGAUGCCACGUCUAAAGACUCGUGGCAACGUGGUAUGUGUCAGGUUAAUGCAAAAACAAAGAAAAAGCCUGUGAAUUUACUGUAAUUUGAAACUUUAUGGUAUUAUGUAUUUGCUAGGUAUUUGGUAUUUGGAGAAAAGUAAGUAUACCUCAUUUUAAGUUUGAGUUGGGCAUAUUGUGUGAAUACAUUUCAAAUAUUCAGAAUGAAAAGGGCUUAAUUUUUUUUCAUAAGCUUUUAAAAAAUUUUCCUUUGAUAUUAAUUAAAAAAAUAAAACUUGUUUUAAGACAUUUAAAAAUGUGAAAUUCGGUAUCAUCUUUGUAAGAAGACAGUCAUGAAAUGCAGAAACCUAUCUUGACUGGCAAUCUCUUUAAAACAUUUCCAAGUUAAUUUCCCAUAGAUUAACAAAAACUAAGAAUUGCAUCUUUGUAUAAAGAUAAAGGCAUAAUAGAAAAAUAUUCAAAUAUCUAUUCUUGAAGUAUUUUAUUAUAGCUUUCAAAUUGAUUUAUACUCUUUAUCAACCUGAUGUGCUCAGUUGAAAAAAAUGAGUGCAUCAGUAUUCAGAAUUAAAUUGCAAAGAAGGGGAAAUACACUUAAAUAAUUUGUUUUAGGUAACUUCUGGCAUUUGGAAGUCUGCAAUGGUGGCAAGUUACCUUGUUAGAAAUAAUCAAAACUCUAUUGUGUCUUCUCUUCCUACAUUUGUCCCUGAGGGUGCUGUGUCGUUACUAGGUUCUUGAUUCUCAUAUAUGGUGAUCAGUCUAGCAGAUGCCUUCCUUGGACAGUAGAGAAAAAUUUUCAUCUACUUAGGACUUGGUUUGGUUGGAUCAAGUCCUUAGUACAGCUGAAAAACAUAGCAUUAAAGACUAAUUGCCAUUUUUUUUGCCUCACCUUUUUAAUUAGUGGAACUGUUAAACACUUAUUUCCCUUAAAGUGUGUUUUUUCAAGUGUAAGAUUAAAUUGCAUAAAGUUUCUCUUGAUGAAAAAGCCAGAAAUAAGAUAUCAAAUACUGUAAAAUAUAACUCUGCCUUUUAAAAGUUUGCUGAAUAGUGUGUCUCUGGUUAGGAUAGCACAAGCAGUAACUUGUUUUUUUUUUUUUUUUAUGGUUGUGCAUUUUUAAAUCCAUGAUUUUUAUGUUUAGACUUCUUGUUUCCACACUGGAUCAUGAGAUAUUUAACAUUUUUUCACCUUAUUAUAUUUCUUUUACACAUCUUUGGCUGUUCUCUCUUUUGUUUGUUAUGCCACUGUAUUAUUUUGUUAAUUUGUUAAAAUGUUUUCUUUGUGCAACAUUUGUUCAAAUUCUAAUAAAAUUAAUGUUUUCCCAUUAUAUGGCUCAGUAACUUAAAAAUCAGAACUUUCAUUUAAAUAAAAUUUUAGUACUUGUUGGACAAA